UUUUAAAAAAAUUGUUUGCAGUUACCUCAGAAAAAACAUAUUGUUAUCACUACCAGGUCUAGGAUUUCAUGGUAUCUAAAAUGAAUUAUUUGUGCGAUGAGGAUGAUUCAUGUGAGGGUCCGCCGUCGAAAAGGCAGAAAACUGCUGGAGCCAUGAGCGAUGAUUUUGAGAACAAUUUGACAUUACCCAUCGCUGUUGAGCUCGGGGAAGAGUCUAGAGAUCUUGAACUCAAACUUCUGACAGAAUGUCUCACCUCAUCCAAAUGCGAUAUCGCUCAACCAGCGAAAUGUCAAUGCCGGUGCUGUUUUUAUUCCAAAUACGGACACGUAGUCUUUGUACCGCACGACAGUCAUCGAGAUGGUGAAGAGGGUCCUGGAGAUAAGUGUGCAGAUUGCGUUAGUGUUGAAAGAACAGUGAGAGGACAGUAUGCAAUCGAGAUCUCAGAUCACUUGCCUCUUUCACCUGAAAUUCGACAUGAUCUUGCGUGCCAUUUCCGGGUGAUUAGAGAGAUUUUAAGCAAGAUGUUUUCGACUAAGAUUGCAGAGAUGAGAAAAAAGAUGACCCGGGUAAAAAUUCAAAGUAUGCCUAUCUUACAGGAAGAAACUUCAACGCUGCAGAAGGAAAUCAAGGCAAUUUAUGGUCAGAUGAACUAUCUAGAAAGGGAAGUAGAGGGUACAUUAACUACGGUGAUGAGAACUGGGGAAAACAUAUCAGGAGCGGUAGCUGAUCCCUCGAUACCACCGAAAGAAAAUAUGCCGAUACUUGUGCAUCUGCCAAAGGGAGAUGCUCCUAGGGCGGGUUCGUUGCAGGAGGAAAUAAACAAAUUGAAGACUGAAAACGAGAGAUUGAAGACAAGGAUACAGCAGUUCGAAGAAGAAAAGAGCAUGAGAAGUUUCGGGACGCAAAGUGUUCCCAUAAAAUACUUCACCUCGAAACGAAAAUCGGAUUCAAUAUUAAAGGACUAAUCAACCCCUCACAUUGGGGUGGGAAAAAUAAAACUAUGACACACACAGAUACUUGGUUCUGGCUUGGUAAGAACCUUGGUAUACACUCGAGUCUCGAAGUACUGAAAUGC
Botrytis byssoidea is the source of this 1075-nucleotide messenger RNA. RefSeq lists its product as uncharacterized. Lineage: Eukaryota; Fungi; Ascomycota; Leotiomycetes; Helotiales; Sclerotiniaceae. The transcript has 4 exons. The record is from RefSeq and is a predicted model, not a curated record. The coding region runs from base 69 to 965 and encodes 298 amino acids.